Messenger RNA from Xiphophorus maculatus (southern platyfish), 3934 nucleotides. It is a transcript of the gene uspl1, whose product is annotated as ubiquitin specific peptidase like 1. Lineage: Eukaryota; Metazoa; Chordata; Actinopteri; Cyprinodontiformes; Poeciliidae. Gene Ontology annotation, molecular function: SUMO binding. The transcript has 9 exons. The coding region runs from base 232 to 3510 and encodes 1092 amino acids. Gene Ontology annotation, biological process: Cajal body organization; protein desumoylation. The record is from RefSeq and is a predicted model, not a curated record. Gene Ontology annotation, cellular component: Cajal body.
ACGCCGUCAUUCAACGAAGGGGGAAGACAAAGGCGGACGCACAACACCGGCGGCGGGCGGAAGGAGAACGUUUCUGUUGCGAGUUUGUCAGGAGAUGCACAUGGAGUCUCUGCACCGACGGGCAUAAAAAUUUAAACGCUGCGUGGAUGGAUUUAUUUAUUAAACAUCACCGAAUAAAACCCAGUUUAACGCGGGUUCUGCUCCUCUGACCAUGAGCCAGGCUGCAGUGACAUGGUGAUAUGCUUUGAGCGGCAACGGGCAGCCGUGGAACCAAGGAGCGAUAGCUGUUUGCCAAUGACUGGCGAAGGCAUUGGUUUGGAGGCUUUGGCCUCACCGCAGGCGGGGUAUUUGGGAAAAGUUCAGGAAAGAGCUGCUUCACUGAAGGACUGUCCUUGGUGUAACUCCAAAGGGUUGACCUUUGCCCUACGCUCCUACCGGAUCAAUCUCCAGGAAUCCAUAACCCUCUGCACAAACGCACAGUGUCUUUUCCCACUGGUUACUCGGCCCCUGGAGGAUGUUUUGGCUAGCCUGGAUCCUGUGGAGCCUUCGGUUGGGAACAAAAGGAAAAACUCCUUGGCUGUGGAAGACGUGAUUGAAUCUCCGCUCAAAUGGCAGCGACUAAGCGAACAUGGCGAUCGCCGACCACAGAGUGUUUCUUGCGUGCCUGUCAGCUCUCUAGAGAAUUGCUCUUUAAACUCUGUGACAAAUGGCCACAGUGGAAGCCCAAACACUGGAAGUGAAAUGGUGAAUGGAUACCACAAGGAAAGUCCAGAUGUCAAGACAGCAGACUGGGACGAUAAAGAUGUUCAGGACAGAGAUGAUCCUGCUCCCCCUGCAUGCUCCAGUUCUGUUGGAUCGUCUUCAGACGUUUUGUUGGCUAGUAAUGAAGCCGAGCCCCCUUCUCUCUCUCCGCACCUUGUCUACCCAGAUGCAGCAAAGCAGAACAAUGUUCCAGCAUCGAACACAUGCAGCAGAUCCAAUUCCAGUCAGGCCAUUUAUCCAGAUAAUAUCAAAACCCCAUCGUCUCUAUGCAAUGAGCCGACAACUAAGGAAUCCCUCGAGGCGGACGUCUUCCCAUGUCGAGACGUUAACGGUUUUCGUUCAGAGAGUCGAGAUUCGUUGGACAAAUUUGUCUCUGUUCCAAAACAGUUUCUGUGGAGAAACAGCAACAACCUCUGCUGGCUGGACUCUCUGCUGGCUGUGUUGGUAAACUGUAAGAGCUUGAGAAAACUUCGACCUGAACAUCAGCCUCAGCGCUCGUCUGUGUGGCGGCUGCUGAGAAAACAUGAAGGCAUCUGUGCUGCAGUCCAGGAACAUCAGCAAACUGACAAAGAUGGUGUUCCCCGGGUGCCGAGUCACGUGCUGCAAAACGCCCAUGUUGACCUGCAGAAUCUCAGAAUGUCUGUUUUCAAGCUACUGCAACCCAAACUGCACUGCAAACUGGGUCAGAGGGAAACUCCUGUUUUUGCCAUGCCUCUUCUGCUCAAGUUGGACUCCUGGGUGGAGCGUCUCUUCCAAGCAACUUUUCUCUGGGAGUUUAAGUGCAGCGCAUGCAAAGUUAUCACGAAAGAAAGGGUUGAAAAAACUCUCCCAACUUUCACAAAUAUUGUGCCUGAUUGGACUCCUCUCAAUGCAGCUCAUUUAGCUCCUUGUAAUGCAUGCUGCAAGAAGAACGAGAGGAGGACGAUGUUACUGGAGAGUGUACCUCCAGUGUUUGCACUGCACUUCGUGGAGGGGCUUCCUCACAACAACAUCAGGAACUACGCCUUCAGCUUCAAGGGGAAACGCUACUCAGUGACUGCUGUUAUCCAGUACAGCCAGCAACUCAAGCACUUCAUCACCUGGAUUUACAAUGAAGAUGGAUCAUGGCUGGAGUAUGAUGAUUUAAAAAAUGCUUGUGAAACCCACCAGCACUUGCAGAUCCCCACUCAGGAAAUCCAUGUUGUCUUCUGGGAGGAGGAAGAGGAGACGCAGCCGUCCUUCUGCUCUCUGUCCAACGUGUUGCUAGAACCUCCUUCAGCUGACAUUGAAGCGGUUCCCAGUUUGAAAGACUUGAGCACAGAAGAACUACCAACCCAGACUCCAGAUCAGUCUUUUCUUACCUCUCACAACGACACCGAUAUCGUCUGCGCUCUGUCAGGAGACUGCAGCACCUCAGCUGAUGUCAACACAUCGAUAGGUGACUCCACCCUGCUUGACACCUUUGAGGGCCUUACACAUGAUGAUUUAAUCACACUCACCCUGGUGGAGUUUCAGCCUGAUUCGGUUCAGUCUGAGAUGCGCCCUGUAAAGGAAACCCAACAAGCAGAAGACCCAAGUAGUCCUGUGAUUACUGAAAACGUAGUUUCUUCUUUACCCGACAGCUCCAUCCCUGCAGCAGGGGGCAACUUGUGUCACAACACCGAUGCUCAGUCUGCUCCCAGCAGCAGCCCAUGUGACUCAGAGUUGUCAGACAACUUGGUGAGUGAUCCCACGUUUGUGCCCAAUGCAAAAAAACGACAAAGUAGAACACCUAACCUUAGGAAAACCGUCCGCAGGCAGAAAGGUAAAAAAGCAGCUUCCUCCAAAGAUCCUCCGCCUGAGCCCUCUGAGACACCCGAACCUUUGGAGCAACCCGAAUCCGUUUGCCCUGCUCAAAGUAACACAGCUGCUGUUACAGAGCAGACAUCCACUGUGUCUUCUAUUAACAACUCCCCUCCGCUCUUGACUCAGAAAGAUCGCUGGUCUUACAUACUAAGCAGACACCCUGUUAAUCAAUCUCAUAAAAACAUUUCACAUCCUCCUCCCACACAAAAUGGCGUAAUAUCUGAAGUGAAGCAAUCUCAUCCUGUUCACUCCACUCCCAAACCGGUGAAGAUGCCCCCGAUUCCUGCGAGAGUCCCCAGACCUCCGCUCAGUACAGAAGAACGUACGGGUCUCCCACCAAAAGCUGCAGAGAUGUACGGUGGUUUUGGUGCAAAGAAUCCCAACCCCGUCAUUCCUCUUCCAUCCUCGUUACCUCCAGCUAUCUCGUCUAACCACCCAGCCCCUGUCACAUGGACGUCUAGCACGUCUCCUCGGCUCACUGAAAUAUCUUCAUUUAAAACACCGGGAAGCUCAAAGGUUUCUUCAGGUCUGGGUGACACUGAAACCCUCAGAUACAAACUCUUGAAGAAGCUUAAAGCUAAAAAAAAGAAGCUGGCAAAACUGAACCAACUGCUGGGAACUGGAGGAGGGGCCCACCUCAGACCGGACAGCACCGACCUCAACUCUCCAAGCACCGUGAGCUCCAGCACCUACGACGGCUCUGCCUGCUCUGACCUGUUGUCCCCGGCAACGACAGCCAGCAACCUUUCCCCGGACAGCACUGGCUUCCUGGAGAUGUUGGUUAGCGGGCAGGAUGGGGCGAACCAACUGGACUGUGUGGUUAGCGGUGCCGGAGCUGUGACUCCAACUAACUAUCGAACAACUCAGCAUGAAGAUCACAACUUCCUGGAGGAGUUUGAGUUUUUCUCUGAUUUCUUAAGCUGACCGACACAGAUCGAGGACGUUGGUGCACUUUAGAUUUUUACUUUUCGUUACCCUGAAGGCUACAAGCACAGUUAACUGUAAAAUCAUAUGAAAUGACUUUGUAAGCUGCCUCGCCUGUUUCUUCAUUUACAUAGGAGUCCUUAUGUUUGUGUACGACUACAAUUUUACAGCAAAUAAACUUGAUCAUGAUUUUUUUUUUACCCUUUUCAAACAUUGCACUUUGUUUUUCUUGUGUACUGUAUGCAAAAAGAUCACACAGAAGCCUGGUUAAAGGUUGAAACAUUUUUAUAAUUUGUUUUUUUACAAGUGACUUGAAGCUGAGAGGUUUUUAAUGUCAUUAAAAUAAUUUAAACUUCUUGUUCAUUUGUUAAUUAUCAACCUUUGGCCAGCUGUUAAUGUAAUAAAGUAUUUAUACUGCUUUUGA